Messenger RNA from Lymnaea stagnalis (great pond snail), 513 nucleotides. The record is from the annotation of a GenBank genome assembly. NCBI's taxonomy places the organism in Eukaryota, Metazoa, Mollusca, Gastropoda, Lymnaeidae.
GGACCAGUUUUCGUUGAGUUCCCAAUAGACACACUUUAUCCAUAUCAACUUGUGAAAAAAGAAAUAGGAAUGAAAGACACAGGUCCAUCCAGCUUGGGUCAACGUGUAGUCAACUGGUAUGUUACUAAAAAAAAUUAUGUAAAAUUCAAUAUUCAGGCUUUUCACAACUGUUGUGACUCCUGAUUGCCACUUAUUUCAUACAAAGCUUUUUCUGAUUUUCAAGUUGCAUUGCCACCUACUGAAAUUAUAUGUCAGAAAUGUGAGCCGUUAAGAUUUCAACCUAUCAAAACUCAUAAUUAUCUGAAACAAGAUGCCUUUUUGAAAUUAAAAAAAAAAAUUUUUUUAAAAUCUCCUUCCAGACAGACAAACGUAGGGAUUUAUGUUAUCAUUUAUAAUAUCACACAUCUACACAGGUACCUUAGUAACCAUCUCAGUAGUCUGUUUGCUGGUGCAUGGGAGGCUAGAGAGAGUGGGCCGUUACCUGUUCAAAUUCCCAAAGCUUCAAAUUCCCAG